Molecule: messenger RNA, 390 nt
Organism: Linum trigynum
Lineage: Eukaryota; Viridiplantae; Streptophyta; Magnoliopsida; Malpighiales; Linaceae
Source: the annotation of a GenBank genome assembly
AUGCACACUUCAUUUCAUCAUCUUUGUUGUGUUGUUCCGUCCCAAGCCCUCCUCCCUUUGCACUCGAAGGCCAAUCUCCGUUCGGCCCGAGGAAACCUUUGCACGCCUCCAUUACCGGAUGCGGUUCUGCACUAUAUGAGAAGCAAUACAUAUUUCAUUCAAGUGAGCAACGACUUAACUGUCGAGGGGGAAUCGAUGAUCCUUCCAAUGGUUCAGGUCGUGGUUGCUCUACUGUUUGGGAACAUGUGUUAUGUGGUUAUUAACGUGUUCAUGAAUGACCUUAAUCGCGUUCGGGUUUAUGGUAUGGAGAAAUUGCACAAUACAUUGCUUGAAAGACCCAAGACAUUGAACAAGGUUUCUGAUAUGUCAUUGCUCAAUUUCUUUGGUUAA